Molecule: messenger RNA, 1563 nt
Organism: Daldinia caldariorum
Lineage: Eukaryota; Fungi; Ascomycota; Sordariomycetes; Xylariales; Hypoxylaceae
Product: S-adenosyl-L-methionine-dependent methyltransferase
Exons: 4
Coding region: 243-1460 (405 amino acids)
Molecular function (GO): O-methyltransferase activity
Source: RefSeq, a predicted model, not a curated record
UCUGUCAACGAGGCUAUGGGAUUAAUUCGGUGCGACCAUAGUAGAACUAUUGAAUACAGUUUUUGGUGAGAGAUUGAUUGCCAGAAGUAUGGUGGGUUACACUAAGCCCACGGCGACCAAUCCUAUGCCCCAGAGAUCCAUCUCCCUUUCGACUUGCUCAUCAGGUUUCCUGAAUCCUUUGCCGCCUUCUUGUCUUAGAUUUCUCACUAUUUGCCUCGUCUGUAUCUACCUAGUCCAACACGAUGCCUGUUCAACCAUCCAUAACACCUGACCACAAAGAGAGAAUCGCUCAAGCUCUCAGAGAGGUGGCGGCAGAUGGCUUUAAGUUCCUCGACGGUGACUUGGAGGCACGCGAGAAGCUAAUCGCGAGCGCAAGGGAGCUUGUAACUACUGCAGAAACUCCUGUUGAGACGCUCUUAUGGAACGUUUGGGCGCAGCCAACUCGAGUUGUUGCGGCACGUGUUGCCGUAGACUUGAAAAUUUUCGAGACUGCCAUGAAGGAUAACGGCCAGCCUAAGACAAAUGAGGAUCUUGCAGCUGCAACAGGAGCAUCACCCGCCCUCGUUAAGCGUAUUGCCCGAGCUUGCGUCUCUAUGCGUAUGCUCAACGAGCAGGGACCGGGACUCUAUGUACCAAAUGCCCUUACUGCCCUCCUGUCACAGCCAGAAUAUGCAUCUGGCAUUACCUUUUCCUUCGAUAUCACACAGACGUCCUUUGCGAAGAUGCCCACCUACCUCCGGAACACUGGGUUUCAAAACCCCCAGAACGCUCUAGAUGGGCCAUUUCAAUAUGCCAAUAGCUAUGGCUCUGCCUUUACUUGGCUGACUGAUCACCCCGAUGUAUUUAAGGCGUUCCAUAGCUACGUACAUGCGCUUAGACUCCACCGACCGAGUUGGUCUGAUAUGUACCCUGUGCAAGAACGUCUUAUCAAAGGUCUGAAGAGCAACGGCGAUGCAUCUGCUUUCGUUGAUAUCGGCGGCGGCACCGGCCAAAUUUUGCAGGACUUCCAUGCCAGUGUGCCCCAGUACACCGGCAGGCUCGUCCUCCAAGAAAUCCCGGAUGUGAUAACGGCAGCGACAGCCAUGGGAGUAGGAGAUGAUGGCAUCGAGUUGCAAGUGCAUGACUUCUUUACGCCGCAGCCGAUCAAGGGGGCGCGUGCCUACUUCAUGCGCUCUGUACUCCACGACUGGCCGGACGAGCAAUGCCGCAAGAUUCUGGGUCAUCUAAAGGAUGCCAUGGAACCGGGAUACUCGAAAAUUCUUAUUAGCGAUUGUAUCGUUGCAGACGAGCAAGCUGCCUGGCAGCAUAUUUCGCUUGACCUUUUCAUGAUGGCUCAGGUAUCCUCUCAAGAACGUACUAAACGGGAGUUGUACGCACUUAUCGAGAGUUGUGGCCUGAAGGUUACCGGGGUCUAUAACAAGGGCCAGGGGAAUGAAGGUUUGAUUGAGGUUGUUAUUUGAAGAGUGCGGAUAUUUCACCGCUGUUCUCAGCCCUAUGGUUUCGUAAAACAUUGGUUUAUAUAAAUGUUAGAUUGUUCUUAUCGCAUGCAGUUGUUACGAACCC